Betta splendens (Siamese fighting fish) is the source of this 3850-nucleotide messenger RNA. Its product is annotated as vang-like protein 2. The transcript has 8 exons. The coding region runs from base 466 to 2037 and encodes 523 amino acids. Gene Ontology annotation, biological process: Wnt signaling pathway, planar cell polarity pathway; multicellular organism development; establishment of planar polarity. The record is from RefSeq and is a predicted model, not a curated record. NCBI's taxonomy places the organism in Eukaryota, Metazoa, Chordata, Actinopteri, Anabantiformes, Osphronemidae. Gene Ontology annotation, cellular component: plasma membrane.
GCCGGUGGGUGCGCGCGCGCGCCGAGGAGAGAGUGGGACGUUCAAGGCGCCGGAUAUGUCCGGAUUUUCCCAAACAAUAGUCGAGAAGACGCGAUGGUCGCCGUUUUUGUGAAACCACAGGGAAGUUUAGGACCCUCAUCGGGCCCAUUGUUGCUCUCACAGAGGCCACGUAGCUCUGCGGGUCACCUCCGCGCUCCCCUGCUGUGACUCCUACCCGCCGUCCUCUCCCACCCCUCAUCCGUGUCUCCUCCUCCUCCUCUCUCCCGCCUCCCUUCUCCUGCUCCCUCCUCGUCGGCCUCCAAGAUAGAUUCCCUCAGGAGCAAGGUUGACCUGCUCAAGCUGCCCCUGGCUCUCUCCACCAAGUCCAUCUCAGAGCGCAAGAGCCAGCUGGGAGGAGUCGGCGAGCAGCGCGGCCCGGGGGGAGGAGGCGGAGCUCGCAAAGCCCGCUCACCGCCGAGCCGAGACAUGGACAACGAGUCGCAGUACUCGGGUUAUUCCUACAAGUCGUCCCAUUCCCGGAGCUCACGCAAGCACAGGGAACGGCGCCACCGCUCUAAGAGCAGAGACAGCAGCAGCCGCGCAGACAAGUCGGUCACCAUCCAGACUCCAGGGGAGCCGCUGCUGGAUGCAGAGUCCACCCGCGGGGAUGAACGGGACGAUAACUGGGGAGAGACCACCACGGUCGUCACCGGCACCUCGGAGCACAGCAUCUCCAACGAGGACCUGACGCGCGUCUCCAAAGAUCUGGAGGAGUCCAUCCCGCUGGAGUGCAAGCGCUUCGUGGGCCCGGCUCUGGGCGGCUGCCUGAGCUUCUUCGCGCUGCUCACGCCCCUGGCCUUCCUCAUCCUCCCGCAGGUGCUGUGGCGCGACGCCCUGGAGCCGUGCGGCACGCCCUGCGAGGGCCUCUACGUCUCCCUGGCCUUCAAGCUGCUGGUCCUCCUCAUCUCCUCGUGGGCGCUGUUCCUGCGGCCGCCUCGCGCCGCGCUCCCGCGCUUCUUCGUCUUCCGCUGCCUGCUGAUGGUGCUGGUCUUCCUGUUCGUGGCGUCGUACUGGUUGUUCUACGGCGUGCGGGUGCUGGAGCCCAGGGAGCGGGACUACAGGGGCAUCGUGGAGUACGCCGCCUCCCUGGUGGACGCCCUGCUCUUCAUCCAGUACCUGGCGCUGGUGCUGCUGGAGGUGCGACACCUGCAGCCGGCCUUCUGCCUCAAGGUGGUCCGGACCACGGACGGAGCCAGCAAGUUCUACAACGUGGGUCACCUCAGCGUCCAGCGGGCAGCGGUCUGGGUCCUGGACCGGUAUUACAGUGACUUUCCCGUCUACAACCCUGCAGUGCUCAAUCUGCCCAAGUCCAUCCUGUCCAAGAAGAUGACGGGCUUCAAGGUUUACUCCCUGGACGAAAACACCGCCAAUAACUCAACAGGCCAGUCUCGAGCCAUGAUCGCGGCCGCUGCCAGGAGGAGAGACAACUCCCACAACGAGUACUACUACGAGGAGGCCGAGAUGGACCGCAGGAUCCGCAAGCGCAAGGCCAGGUUGGUCGUGGCCGUGGAGGAGGCCUUCACUCACAUCAAGCGCCUCCACGAGGACGAGGCCGCCUCCUCCCCAAAGCACCCCAAAGAGGUGAUGGACCCCCGGGAGGCGGCUCAGGCCAUCUUCGCCCCCAUGGCCCGAGCCAUGCAGAAGUACCUGAGAACAACCCGGCAGCAGGCGUUCCACAGCAUGGAGAGCAUCCUCACACACCUGCAGUUCUGCAUCACGCACAACAUGACGCCCAAGGCUUUCCUGGAGCGCUACCUCAGCCCUGGCCCCACCAUGCAGUACCAGCAGCAGAACGGCAGGGGGCGCCAGUGGACUCUGGUGAGCGAGGAGCCGGUGACGUCGGCGCUGCGCCAGGGCCUGGUUUUCUCGCUGCGACGCCUGGACUUCUCGCUGGUGGUCACCGUGACGCCGCUGCCCUUCCUGCGACUCGGGGAGGAGUUCAUCGACCCAAAGAGCCACAAGUUCGUCAUAAGGCUCCAGUCGGAGACUUCGGUGUGAAGGCGUCUCCGUCUCCCUGCUGGAUCCCUGAUGCGGUGGGACACGCGGAGGCCCAUCUUCCUCCCAUCAUGUCCUCUGCGAUACAGAACGCAUUCGAGGGGGUUCACGUGAUUUAGAAUCAUCUCCGGUCAAACUGAGCAGCUCAAUGAUUGUCUGAACCUGGAAAUAAACCGAUGCCUUGACUUUUUCUUCUACUCUGUUGUUCCACUUUGAGAAUCCCUCUUUUUCAAGGGGCAUUUUUUCUUUGUGGUUCCUGUUUUGCUGUGACCACUGGACUGACUCAGCACACCAGAAUGGAGGAUUGCAUCACUUCCUCUGUCUGCUGAGCUUGGCUCUGACUGAAGCGCUGGUGUGCCACUGCCUCCUGCCGUGUGUCACCUGUCCGAGGCGACGGGGGCACUUUUUAUAUUAGAAGUGUGACUUUUUUUUUUAUCAACUCACAGAAUGUAGCAUCAUGUGCAUUGAACUAACACGUCGCUUCUCUGGGGCCUGAGGGUCAAAAUGUCUGCUUUUUGGAUGCACAUUCCUAAUUGGUUGCAACUCUGGACUCUCGUGGUUGUUUGAAUCUGCAGCUUUAGUUUGUUCUACACUGGCAUUUCUACUGUUAAUGUGAAAACACCUGGUGUUAACGUCCAGUCCUGAGUCGAAGGAUGGGGUUAAAGCCUUGACCCGAGCCUCUGGUGCAGUUUGUUUCUUAAUUUUAAUAGAAAAAAGGAAGAAGGUUUUAACCAAUGUUAUUCAUGUAACAGGAAGCUAUGUCUUUACCAGGAACUAUUUUCGACUUCUGAUUAAUGCACGCAAUUAAGAAGAGUUGUGUGGCUUCAAAUAGGUCAUAUGUUUGUUUUUUUACUAUGUUCCCUGAUUCACUGCUGGUUACUAAGGUCAAGAAACUCUGUUUCUGUUGACUUUUUUCUUUCUUCCAGUCAUCAGGGCAAUUCUCUGGGCUCGUAGUUCAAUUAAAAAGUAGCUUCUUCUUAAAUUAAAACAUUUACUUGCUCGUAUUUAUUUGCUGGUUUCACUAACUUGAAAUGCGAGUUUCACAACAUAAAGCUACUACGAGAACGAAUGUCAGUAAAAUGAGUAAACGAGACCUCCAGAUACAGACUGUACGUUAACACUAGGUGUCCACAGGUCCAUUACACGCUCUGUAACACACACACACACACACACACACAAAUCUGUGCUAACCAGGCAGCUGUAGUUAAACUAAGAGCUGACGUGUCACGUUUUUGCCUUUCUAUGAGAAUCCCAAACUGGACGUGUGAUUGUAGCUCCUGUCUGCAGCAGCAGCGUUGUCACCGCCUUGUGCCACAGCUGGAACGAGCCUCCAUCCUUCUGCUCAGCCUUACUCUCCAGAUGUGGAGGAGCUCCGUGGGGCCACAUCCGUCUCCGUGCCAACUCCUCCUCCAGGUCCCGAGACUCACACUUAAGCUGGAAGUCGUCUGACGCCGCGACCUGAGCCGCUCUGUUGUAUCUGAAUACAGCGUUGAGCUGCUUGUGCUUCUCAGAGCAAACCCUUUACGUUUCUCCAGCGAACAGCUCUAAUGUGUGUGGACUUUUAUUGGAAUGAUCAACGCGCAGACUUUCUUAAAUGCAUGCUCGAGUUAUUUCAGGCUCCAAAACAUUUUUUAUAAUAACUUGUUUUCUAUCAUUUUUAAGGUGCCUAAGUUAUGAUGAUGCAAUUUUCUCAAUGAAUGUUUUUACUUUCGAAAACAAGUCUCUUGUAAAAAAAAACAAACAAAAUUUUUCUUUUCAAUAACUGUAGCUUGUAUAGUGUGUUAAACCUUUUCAUUAUUAAACCAUUUAUUCCUUA